Messenger RNA from Botrytis byssoidea, 1554 nucleotides. RefSeq lists its product as uncharacterized. The record is from RefSeq and is a predicted model, not a curated record. Bases 1 to 1554 code for a protein of 517 amino acids. Gene Ontology annotation, biological process: resolution of meiotic recombination intermediates; replication fork processing. The transcript has 3 exons. Gene Ontology annotation, cellular component: Fanconi anaemia nuclear complex; FANCM-MHF complex. NCBI's taxonomy places the organism in Eukaryota, Fungi, Ascomycota, Leotiomycetes, Helotiales, Sclerotiniaceae. Gene Ontology annotation, molecular function: protein heterodimerization activity; chromatin binding.
AUGAGUGGAAGACCAGGAACUCCUUUGCGCCGCACUUCCACUGUUGGACUUUCUCCAACAGACGCAAGCUAUUCGAGAACGCCUAGUCGUGGCUCAAGGCUAGGGGGCUCAGAGCUCAGGACUAAGACUUUGACACCUCAUGGAAGAGCAGCUUUGCGAGAAGUUGAGGCUCGACGAGCAGGAUUGACCCCAGGAAAGGAUAGAAGACGAAGUGGCAGACAGCAAAGGGAAACACCUCGAGACGUAUUGAGAUUAUUGAGCAGGACUUUAGCUCCUCAAACCCGUCCGACAAUUCCAUCACCCCAAAGAGCACCCAGCAAUUCCAGAAGACAGACUUUACUUUUGGAUGAUGACUUUGACGACGAUCCGAAUCUUGUGCCCCCACGACUUUCUAUCCCCCUAGACGAGGACAAUGAUGAAGAUGAUAACGAGGACGAUGAAAGUCUUUUGCUUCCUAGUUUGGCGGCUUUAGAGGAUGAAAAUCUGACCACGCGAUCUAUCGAGCUUUCAAGGAGAGCUGUCACUGAGAGGCCGAGCAGGCUGUUCUCGAGGGGCAGUUUUGGGAGCAUCCGAGGCAGCGAUCAUUUCGGGAACCUGGAUGAGGCAGAAUUUGGACGAGAUGAGAUGGAAACAAGCUUCUUCAAUGCAAAUGAUUUUGAGAAUGAUGAUUUCCGAGAGAUGGCUAACUCUCCAUUUUUUGGGAGUGAUCGCGCAGGAUUACAGGGAGAAUUAGAAACCGCGUUGCAUCGCCGGUCUCUUCUACCAGGGCGAAGUAGUGAUAUCAGACCAUACAAUUCACCGUCCGAGGAAAGGGAUGCGACUUUUGUGUUCACAGUUCCGCAGCCCGAAAUACCAGCGCGAUUUGAUCCUUCGCUAUCACCAGAAGAUAAUCCAACUGCGAUGCCUAUCAUGGACGAAAUUUCUUCCCCUCCUGCCAAUUAUCAAGGAGAUGAUUUUGAAAUGGACGAUGAAGCCAUGGAUGGUGAGAAUGACACUCGCAGACUGUCGGAUCUUGUAAUGGACGAUGAAGCCAUAAACGGUGAAGAUGGCACUCGAAGACUGUCUUUCGGAGCGUUCGAGGACUCCCGUCUUAGUGAUGAUGGACCCCUUACAGCAUCCGUUCAAAAGGCGACAUCAGAAAAUGCUAAGAGGAUAUUCCAGAGGAAGGUUAAUAAGGUUUCAAAACAUGGGCUGAAAUACAAAUCAUUGCCUCUAGGUGUAGUGAAGAAACAUGCGAUCAAUCUGGCAAGGAAUGGAGCCGGCAAAGGAGACAAGUUAAGUGGAGAUGCUCUUGAUGCGAUCAUGCAAGCAACCGACUGGUUCUUCGAACAGAUCAGUGAUGAUUUAAGCACAUACUCUGAACAUGCUGGACGCAAAACCAUUGAUGAGAGUGAUGUUUUAAUGCUGAUGAGAAGACAACGCCAAACCAAUGCUACAACAACGCCAUUUUCACUUGCACAAAGUCGCUUGCCUAGAGAGCUCUUACAAGACGUAAGAAUGGUUCCCCCCUUGAUCUCGAAAGACCGGCCCCGACAAAAACAACCCAGAAAAUGA